CGCCGCCCGCGACUAUCAGACAAUCUUAACCUAAUUUUCUCAUCAUCGCGCUGCGGAAAAAAAAAAAACAAAAAAACUCUUUAAUAAUAACAUCAAUCUAAUAUUCUAAUCCCACAACAACAGUGAUCGGAGCCAAAAUUCAAGGUCUUAAACCAGCUUGUUAAUUUAACUGCACGAGAUCGAGAGAGAGGAGCGAAAGAAGGAAGAUGGCAAGGCCGGAAAGAAGCGAUGUCCAUCUCCCGCCGGAGGAGGCGAAGAUAAUAGAGGAAGAGACGCGGCGAUACUUCGAGGAGAUGAUCCCCAAACGCCACCCCAAACCUGCACGCAGUGAUCCCGACGGCUUUGCCCGUGAUCUAGGGCAGUCCGAUGGGGAUUCAACUCCUCCAGAGCUCCAGAAGCUCCAAGAGCUCAACGCCGAGCAACAGGCGCUUGUCUGUGAAGGGUACGAGGCUGUGGAGGAGUAUGUGGAGACGGGCUAUUACUCGGGGCUCCACUGCAUUAACAAGCAGCAUCACACGGAGCACCGCUGUCGCAUCUCCCUUGCCGAGCCCGAAGUUGACCUAUGCCCUACCGCCGGUCUUUUUCUGCCAAAGCCGAUCCUCCCAACAAGCUGGCUUGCAAUCGGUUAGUCGAUUUUGAAAUUCCUAAUUGCAGCGGCUCUCUGAGAUAGAAGCCAAGGUGGAAGAUCAACGAAAAACUGCAUGUUGCCGGCGGUGAUUGGCUUCUUCCGCAUGCUGAGGGAAGUUCUUUUCUCCUUUCGUUUUCUUUGUUACCGGAAUGGCGGUUUGUCUUUCUUCGGAUCCUGGUUUUCUGGAUGGUUCGGCUAGGUCCCGAUCAUUUUUAGAAGCUUUAGCAGGAUCUUCUCCUAGUAGAUUUCCUGAUCUUAUUCGAUAUUCUCUUCGUGGAGUUCCUGCUCUUUUGGUGUAGGAAGAGGAGUUUUUUGCUCUUGCCGAACCAUUUAAGUUUUCACUUGUUGGCUUCUUCCCUUCGCGGCGGCCUCCGCUCGCGUCGAUUCAAAUUUUUUUUUUCAAUCUUCGUUUAAAUGGCGCUUUCUCUGCGAUUGUGUUGGAUUCAUCUCAUGUUCUUAUUAAGCUGGAGAAUGAUCUUGACUAUAGUAGGGUGUUUUGUCAUAGGUCUUAUCUAGUUUUCAAUUGCUUCAUGAAGGUGUCUAAAUGGUCUCCUUCCGGUGACAUUGGGAUGAGUCUCCCAUUGUCCCGAUCUGGAUCUCAUUCCCUAAUUUGCGUCCCCAUUUUUUCUCUCCUAGUAUCUUGCAUGGAUUGGGGCUUCUCUUUGGUAAUCCGCUGAAGGUGGACAAUGCCACUGUGAUGGGGUCUUGCCCGUCUGUUGCCCGUGUGCUGGUGGAAAUUGAUAUCACGAAGAAAUUUUCGGACAAGAUUUGGUUAGGUCCAGACUCCAGAGAAACUUGGGUAUUUCCAACAAGUUACUAUGGAGGAUUUUCCUCUUUUUUGUCUCAAAUGUAAGCGUCUUGGUCAUUCUUUUGGUGACUGCCGACCGAGUCUUGAUGUUAGUUUGCCUGCUGCUCCUUCUUUGUCUAAAUCGAAUUUAUAGGUUUCUAAUGAUAUUGACAUUCCUGUUGGCGAGGGGGUUGUUGGAAAUUUAGGGGAUACAGCUCUUAUCCUUCCUAGUCCUACUAUUGCUAAUCUGUCUCCUAUUAUUUUACUGUCUAUAUGUCAGGAUAGUUCUGUGGCUGUCUCCCCAGUUGUUUUGCCCGUUAUUGGUGAUGUUGGGGUUGAGUUAAUUCCGUCUUGCCAAUUUAAGUCUUCGAUUUUCCCUGUUCCUGUUGCUGCGAUUUGUUUGGUUGGCUCUCCUGUUAUUUUGGACUCCCCUAUCCAUGCUAUUAAUGACUGUGCUGUGGGUGUGCCUUUUGUCGGGCAAGUGUCUUGCCCUGCUCUCUCCCCUGCAGCUACUGUGCCUGCUGAUGUUGUUUCUCCUAAUGUGGCUCCUACUCUUGUGGUUGUUUCUAAUAGUAAUUGUUGUAUUAAUCUUAGUGAUAGUCCAAUUGUUGGUGAUGGUGCGGAAUUGUGUGUUGAUAAUUUUGUUUCUUUUGUUGAUAGUGGUGAGGAAACAUUGGCUGUUGUUGGGCAGGAAGGUAUUGUGAUGCCUCUAGUGGAUGUGCCAAUUUCUAUCAUUUCAAAUGCUAAAAUGUUAGCCCAUGUUGCUAGAGAUGUUAGGUGGCAAUGUGAUUGGUUACAUGAUGACAUGGCUAUUGAUAGUGGAGAGGACUUUAUUGUUAACACCCUGGAUACGGGCUCGCUCGAUAAUUUUGUUAGGCAACGUAAAUGGAGUUCCAAGAAGAAAUGAUUUUCUUCUUUUGGAAGUUUUGGGAUGUGGUCUUUCCUUCUCUUAGUUUGCUUUGCCACUAGUGUUUUUUAUUUUAUCAUUUAUUAUAAAUCUAUUGAUGUGGCCCUUCUUGCGGUCUUGUGUUGUAUCUUUCUAUCUUAUUGGAAUUUUUUGUUUUGGUUAAAA
This is a messenger RNA of Dendrobium catenatum, 2487 nucleotides long. RefSeq lists its product as uncharacterized. Lineage: Eukaryota; Viridiplantae; Streptophyta; Magnoliopsida; Asparagales; Orchidaceae. Bases 207 to 629 code for a protein of 140 amino acids. The record is from RefSeq and is a predicted model, not a curated record. The transcript is spliced from 3 exons.